GACGCCUAUCCCACAAACGGCUUGUAAAGGAUACUUGUGAUUUUGUUUCUGUGAUCCCUACACGUCCUAAAUUAACAAGCUCUCCACAUUUGCUCGGUUCCGUGUUACUAGCAGCGAAGGAUGCAGUGCCAAGCGCAGCUACAGCGCAGUACCAUUACUCUGAAGGGUUCAGCUCAAAUAGUCACACAGUACUUUGAGUAUGCAGUCCAAAGUAUCCUAUACCAGCGCGGUGUCUAUCCUUCGGAGGACUUUAAGCAAAAGAAGGAGUAUGGCAUCAUGCUCUGGGUCAGCAACGAUGAAAGCCUAAACAAGUAUCUCAGCACCAUUCUUUCACAGACUAAAGCAUGGCUCGAGACCGGUAAGCUUCGCCAGCUCGUCCUGGUCAUCACCGACGUCAACACGUCUGAGGUGCUGGAGCGCUGGACCUUUGACAUCGAGACGAACCAGGAGGUUGUUGCCGGCGGGAAGCCUCCGGAGAAGGCCGAGAGCGAGAUCAAGGGCGAGAUUGCCGGCAUUCUCCGCCAGAUCUGCGCAAGCGUCUCAUUCCUGCCUCUCCUGGACACGCGUUGCUCGAUCGACAUCCUGGUGUACACGGACAACAUUGACGAAGUUCCAACUGAGUGGGAGGAUAGUGACGCGCGCAAUAUUAAAAACGCUGAGGUCGUCAACCUGCGAGCCUUCAGCACGAAGGUGCACAACGUCAAAACCAUGGUGGCCUACAAGUCGGAGGACAUGCUGUGAGCCUAGGGUGUCCUGCGUGCUACAGCUUUGCCGCUGUGCUGCUUCUGCUGGUGUCCCAAGUGGUCUUGCUACACGGCACGCCUCAACGUACAGUCGGAGUUCCCCGUGUGUAGAGCAUGGAUGCGCGCUGCUGCUAUCGGCGGAUGCGCGAUCGCUGUAUCCUAUUCUGGUUAUAUAGUCAGCUACGUCUCUGUAGACUACGUAACAUCUCAACGACUUGGUGACAACAAAUGUAUGUGCAUUGACGUACAACCCAACCUGCAUUCGGACGCUAACUAUGUACUUAUCUACGCUUGGUGCAUGUGCUUCGUUUCUUGACAGGGCAACAAUAACAUUAUGACCCAAAUGCAAUGGAUGGCUUAAUGGCGAGGAGAGUAGCUGUGAUGAGCGCGGGGAGUGGGCAGUGAUGCUGGGUAUGCAGGUUCGUGCUGAGCUGCAAUGUGGGGUUGACAAUGCCGCUUACCAACAUGAGUAAACGGCGAAUUACUGCAAAUCUUUCGAAGAUUGCGCGACAUGGGAGGAUAGAAUCUCGCAGUCUUUGUUACUGCUUGUCCCACCCUGAGCUAAAUGUAAGGUUCCAUGAAAGAAA
Astrephomene gubernaculifera is the source of this 1330-nucleotide messenger RNA. Lineage: Eukaryota; Viridiplantae; Chlorophyta; Chlorophyceae; Chlamydomonadales; Astrephomenaceae. The record is from the annotation of a GenBank genome assembly.